This is a messenger RNA of Paramecium tetraurelia, 675 nucleotides long. RefSeq lists its product as uncharacterized. The transcript has 4 exons. Gene Ontology annotation, molecular function: calcium ion binding. The record is from RefSeq and is a predicted model, not a curated record. NCBI's taxonomy places the organism in Eukaryota, Ciliophora, Oligohymenophorea, Peniculida, Parameciidae.
AUGAAAAGAAAGCAAACGAUAAAUGCGGAUUACCAAGACAUGAUUCAACAAGCCAAGAGCAUGUUUAAUUUGGGUUAGGACGAAGUAAACGAGAUUAUCGUGGAAGUGAAAAAAUUUGAUACCAAAGGGACUGGAUAUGUAGGCAAACAUGAAGUGGAUGACGUUCUAAGAGAUCUUAAACUGUUAGACAAUGAAAAGUUGAUAGCUAGGUUUAAUGAGGAAUUAAAAAUAAUGAACGCAAAGUUUCUUGACUUUAAGCAGGUUUGUGAUUUGUAUUGUAAAUUAAAACAAUACUAGUAGUAACUAAACGAAGAAGAAACCAUCACUCAAGAAUACAUUGAUGCAUUCUGUGCCUUGGGGGGUUAACUUGAUAAAUCAGGAUUUGUAUUAAAAUCUACAAUUAUUGAAACGAUAAAAAGAGAAUUUGAAUUAAAUUUAGAAUUGGAUUCAAUCUUAGGUGACUUUCAUGGAACCUAAUUGGAUUUCGAUGAGUUUUGUUAGUUGUUUGAGAAUGCUGGAGAUGAUGGUAAAUCAUUUAUUACUAAUGUGUCUUUAUCAAAAAGAAAUCAGAAUGAUUUUGUUGUUAGAUACAAGGACUUCGAAAAAUGGGACAAAUUAGUUAAUUGAAUUGAAAAUUCAUUUUAUAUUUCUUAUAGAAUAGAAAUAUAUAUAAAA